AUGUCUAAUCCACAAGCACAACUUCAAGUAUUACAAGAACAAUUAAUAAAGGCUCGUGAUGAGUUUCAAAAGCAAGAAAAAGAGAUUCAAAAGAUACAACAAGCUAGAGCAACAUUAUUAACACAACAAAAUGAAAAUGAAAUGGUAAAGAAAGAGUUUGAUCUAUUAGAAAAGGAUGCCAAUAUAUUCAAGUUGAUCGGACCUGUAUUAUUUAAACAAUCAAAAGAAGAAGCUGAAACUACUAUCAAUGCUAGAUUAGACCUUAUUUCAAAGAAUCUUAAACAAGUUGAAUCAAAUUAUAAAGAUGUAGAAAAGAAAGCAUUGGAUCAACGUACAAAGAUCUUUGAAACACAAGGAAAGAUGAGAUCUAUAAUGCAACCUCAACAACCUCAACAACCACAACAACAAUAA
This is a messenger RNA of Cavenderia fasciculata, 411 nucleotides long. RefSeq names its product prefoldin beta-like domain containing protein (gene pfdn6). The coding region runs from base 1 to 411 and encodes 136 amino acids. Gene Ontology annotation, molecular function: protein-folding chaperone binding. Gene Ontology annotation, cellular component: prefoldin complex; cytoplasm. Gene Ontology annotation, biological process: protein folding; chaperone-mediated protein complex assembly. The record is from RefSeq and is a predicted model, not a curated record. The transcript is spliced from 3 exons. Lineage: Eukaryota; Evosea; Eumycetozoa; Acytosteliales; Cavenderiaceae.